Messenger RNA from Esox lucius (northern pike), 2311 nucleotides. RefSeq names its product inhibitor of DNA binding 3 (gene id3). Gene Ontology annotation, molecular function: protein dimerization activity; transcription regulator activity. Lineage: Eukaryota; Metazoa; Chordata; Actinopteri; Esociformes; Esocidae. The record is from RefSeq and is a predicted model, not a curated record. Gene Ontology annotation, cellular component: nucleus; cytoplasm. The coding region runs from base 1200 to 1556 and encodes 118 amino acids. Gene Ontology annotation, biological process: circadian regulation of gene expression; cell differentiation; negative regulation of transcription by RNA polymerase II. The transcript has 3 exons.
GGGCGCGUUGGAGCGGGUGAAUGGAUGACGUCGGGAGACUGGCGCCAGGCUGUCUGGGACUGGCGCGUUAGAUCAACACAGCUGGGGUGGAAUAGAACACAGCUGGCGCGAGGGUGCAUUCCUCCACAAAACAGGAUUGUGAGAAAAGGGGAAAAUAAGACCAAAUUGGAACAGAGGGGUCCCGCUUUCAUGUAAACUAAAAACGCAGGGGUUAAAAAGCAAGAGGGCAAUCUAGAAAGUAAUUUGAAAUAGGAUUCAUUCCGAACUCAGGGGUAGUAUCUGGAUUUUAAUCUUUAUUUUAUUGAGAUGACAAAUGUCAAGGAGUAACGUUUGAGAGCGGCUUUGGGAUAUAGGCAGAGUCCAUGCAAUAGCAAGUUUAUUUUAUUACAAUGAUAAUACAAUUAUAAGCUAAUGAUAACGAAUUAAAAACUGUUACUCACAAUGGCAUUUGAACUUUAAAGAACACAAGUAUGAUGGUAAUGUAAUUUACUAGGCAUCAUAUUUCUAUCCUUACCCACUACUUGAUGAAGAAAAUGUAGAAAACCAUCUCCUCCUUUAAUAAAUAUUAGGACAGGAUUAUUAAGUGUAUCUUAUAUGCUUUGUCUGUCUCUUGACCACUCUUAAAACCAUGUGACACCAGAUGCCAAGGGAGGCACAAAAAUGAUUCCCGACGCAAAGCCUGCGAAGUCACGAGAGGAAAAAAAGUCGUAAUGGUAACAUGUGGCUUCAACUUGAUAAGGGACCCGGAGUGCAACCCUAGAUGUCUGGGCACAAUCUAUGUAAGUGAUUAGGACACUAGUUGAAUCUAUUAACCAUAGCCGACGUGUUCUAAUCACUAUUCAAUGCUCAAUGCAAUAUGCUCUGUUGUUGUUGCCUAAUACCUGAAAAUAGCAGUCUAAUUGCUGGUCAAUCCCUCCGUGUCAUAGUUUGACUUCCUCAUUCACUCUGUCACGUUUGAACAGCCAAUGAUGAACUCCGAAGUCUCUGCACUGGCUAAUCAGAGAACGAGGGUUUAUUUAUUUGUAAGAAAGGGGCGGUGACUGGCUGACAAACGUGUAUAAAGCAACUUCACGCAGAAGGCUAAGUAUUUAAUCUCGUUAUUGCCUCAGUGUGAUUAGUCGACCUGUUACCGAAUUGAAAGACAACACGUCUCGGCGAAUUUCCAAUUGAAUACAAUAACUGCAGGCCACUUUUUAAACAUGAAAGCCAUCAGUCCCAUGAGAUCCGUCAGGAGCUGCUACGAAGCUGUGUGCUGCAUUUCGGAGCAGAGUCUCUCCAUCACCCGGAAUAAGUCGUCUAUGGAGGAACCGGCGGGUGCGCUGUGUGAUAUGAAUGACUGCUACUCCAAACUAAAGGAGUUGGUACCGAGCAUCCCACAGAACAAGUCCGUCAGCCAAGUGGAAAUUCUGCAGCACGUUAUCGACUACAUCUUCGACCUGCAAAUUGCGCUGGAAGAUGAGUCUUCGGCGACGACCGCGCCUGACUUGGUGCUGUCACUAAAGACUGCAGACCUUGCUCGUAAUUUCUCCCAGGAAGACGGAAGAUUGUGCCACUAAGGAGAAGGAAUAUGACUACCAGUAAUUGGUGCAGAGAAACACAUGUCUCCACUUCACUGUGGGCAAGAGGACAAGAGGGGCAGAAAGAAGGGGCGGGAGAGUUGUUUGGAGUGGAGGAAAAGAGGACUCUUUUUUUUUUCCCCUUCAGUUCUCCAUGGAUGGACGGACGGAUGGUUCGACCACUUGUUUUCUACUCAGUCCUUUCCAGUCUCCGUCUCCAGACAUGACAUAUAAAACACACCAAAGCAGAAAAAGAUUUGAAUGGACACCCUUUCUCUGGUCUUCUCUCGUUUGUUUCUCUUAGUUGGGUUUGUGUAUCCAUAUGAGAGACAUUGAACAUUGUGGAUGUUUUUCUUGUUACAUUCCAAACCUUUUGGAUAAGCCUUCCUAAUAUUUUGUUACACCCCCCAUUCUUCUUUCCAUGCUCUCCUUUCUUCUCCUCCCCCCCCACAUGAUUUGUCCUUUAUUGCACCUAUUCUAGAAUCUGAUAUCUUAAAGAAAAAAACCUCCCCACCUAAGUUGAAUUGUGUACAUAUCUAUUUUGGUCUGAUUAAAAGCUUUGGGCGAGAUGUGUUAGAGCAGAGUGUGAGGUUGGUUAGAAACAGAACUCUAUACUAGAGUUGAUUGUAAAUGUUUGUAGGGAUUUUGUAUUUCUACGGACAAUGUCAAAUAUUUGCUGAGUUUUAUAAACUUUUUACAAAAUGUGUGCUUUGUAUGUAUGUAAUUAUGUAAUAAAAUGGCAAGAUUUUCUGAAA